Messenger RNA from Copidosoma floridanum, 782 nucleotides. RefSeq names its product protein N-lysine methyltransferase METTL21D-like. The record is from RefSeq and is a predicted model, not a curated record. Lineage: Eukaryota; Metazoa; Arthropoda; Insecta; Hymenoptera; Encyrtidae. Gene Ontology annotation, cellular component: protein-containing complex; cytosol.
UCCCAACGUCGGCUGCUUUGAGUGCGCAUUUUUGUUCCCACUAAUUAGUUUGUGAUUAUUUUAGUACCAUUUCAUUUGUAAGAGACUCGAAAUGGACAAUGAUAACGACGAGUUUGUGCGGGAAGUGGAACUUGAGAGUUGCGGGGUGACAUUGAAAUUUGUUCAGAAAAACGUUGGUAAUGUCAGUUGUGUCAUAUGGGAUGCGGCGAUUGUUCUUGCAAAAUAUCUUGAUUUUACCAGCAAAACAAACAGGUGGUUACAGGGUAAAAAAGUUUUAGAGCUUGGAGCCGGUUUAGGUUGUGCUGGACUCACUGCUGCAUGUUUGGGGGCGAAUGUAGUUUUAACUGAUUUGAAGGAUACCUUGCCAAUGUUGGAAAAAAAUGUCAAAGUCAACAAAGAUUCAUUGGCAGGCUUAGGAGGUACAGCUGAAGCUCAGGUUCUUGAUUGGGGUAAAGAAGUCAAAUUAAAUUCCAAGUAUGAUAUAAUUCUCCUUACAGAUUGUGUGUACUAUGAAAAAUCUGUACAACCACUUUUGUGUACAUUAGAGAUUUUCUGUGAUGCUGACUGUGGAACCUAUACCAUUUUAUCUCAAGAAGAAAGAGACACACCAAAGCAAGUCGUCGUGUGGAAACAAUUUUUAACAGAGUUAAAAAAAAGAUUCGAAAUUGAAUACAUUCCAGUUAGCCAACAGCAUCCAACAUACUCAAGUGCUGAUAUUCAUCUGAUUAAAAUUCAUAAGAUUAAACAGAGUAACUUGUGUAAAUAAAUCAUUUCUCAGUUGA